Peromyscus leucopus (white-footed mouse) is the source of this 3038-nucleotide messenger RNA. Its product is annotated as immunoglobulin superfamily member 1. The transcript has 13 exons. Lineage: Eukaryota; Metazoa; Chordata; Mammalia; Rodentia; Cricetidae. Bases 38 to 2764 code for a protein of 908 amino acids. Gene Ontology annotation, cellular component: plasma membrane. The record is from RefSeq and is a predicted model, not a curated record.
GCCCCCCAAACCCUCCCUUUCAGCUUGGCCCAGUUCCAUGUUCAAAGUAGGAAAGACCAUCACCUUUCAGUGCCGAGUAUCUCAUCCAGUACUUGAAUUUUCUUUGGAAUGGGAAGAAAGAACAACAUUCCAAAAAUUCUCAGUAGAUGGAGGAGACUUCAUCAUCACUGACAUUGAAGGACAAGGCACAGGGACCUACAGUUGCAGCUAUUAUAUUGAGACACACACUAACACCUGGUCACAGCACAGUGAGCCUCUGCAGUUGGUGGGGCCAGCAGGCUUCCUCACCUGGAAUUCCAUUCCAAAUGAAGCUUUCAGGAUGUCCUUAUCUAUCCAGAUUGUUUCCUUGCUGCUCCUAGUGCUGUGGAUACGGUGGAAAUGUCGGAGACUGAGAUUCAGAGAAGCCUGGUUGUUGGGAACAGCUCAAGGGGUCGCCAUGCUCUUCAUACUCAUGGCUGUUCUUUGCUGUGGACUGUGCAGUGGGGCACUGGCAGAAGAGAUUGAAAUAAUCAUGCCAACUCCUAAGCCUGAACUCUGGGCAGAGACGAACUUCCCUCUGGCCCCGUGGAAGAACUUAACCCUCUGGUGCAGAAGCCCUUCUAGCUCAACUAAGGAGUUUGUGUUACUGAAGGACGGGACCGGGUGGAUUGCAACUCGCCCAGCCUCGGAGCAGGUCCGGGCUGCCUUCCCCCUUGGCGCCCUGACCCACAGCCACACCGGGAGUUACCAUUGCCAUUCAUGGGAGGAGAUGGCUGUGUCGGAGCCUAGUGAAGCACUUGAACUAGUAGGAACAGACAUCCUUCCCAAACCUGUCAUUUCGGCUUCCCUCCCAAUCCGGGGCCAGGAACUGCAGAUCCGAUGCAAAGGAUGGCUAGAGGGUUUGGGCUUUGCUCUGUAUAAGAAGGGAGAGCAGGAACCUGUCCAGCAACUCGGUGCCGUUGGUAGAGAAGCCUUCUUUACAAUUCAAAGAAUGGGAGAUAAAGAGGAGGGCAAUUACAGCUGCCGCACACACACCGAAAUGCAGCCCUUCAAGUGGUCUGAGCCCAGUGAGCUCCUGGAGCUUGUCAUAAAAGAAGUGUACCCGAAGCCUUUCUUCAAGACGUGGGCCAGUCCUGUGGUCACUCCUGGUGCCCGAGUGACUUUCACUUGCUCCACCUCCCAUGAGCACAUGAGCUUCAUUCUUUACAAGGAUGACAAUGAAAUUGCAUCAAGUGACCCCGCCUGGGGAACUCCAGGGUCUAGUGCAGCUCACUUUCUGGUCAUUUCAGUGGCCGUUGGUGAUGGGGGAAACUAUAGCUGUCGUUAUUAUGACUUUUCCAUCUGGUCUGAGCCCAGCGACCCUGUGGAGCUAAUUGUGACAGAAUACUACCCGAAACCCACUCUCCUGGCACAGCCAGGCCCGGUGGUACUUCCUGGGAAGAAUGUGACACUCCGCUGCCAAGGAACUUUUCAGGGCAUGAGGUUUGCCCUCUUACAGGAGGGUACCCAUGCUCCCUUACAGUUCCAGAGUGCUUCGGGGACCUCAGUUGACUUCCUCCUCCACACUGUUGGAGCGGAGGACUCUGGAAACUACAGCUGUAUCUACUAUGAGACAACCAUGUCGAACAGAGGCUCAUACCGUAGUGUGCCCCUUAUGAUCUGGGUGACUGACACAUUCCCCAGACCAUGGUUGUCUGCUGAGCCUAGUUCUGUGGUCACUAUGGGACAGAAUGUUACUCUCUGGUGCCAAGGACCAGUUCAUGGAGUUGGGUACAUUUUGCACAAAGAAGGAGAAGCCACUUCAAUGCAGCUUUGGGGGUCUACCAGCAAUGAAGGAGCAUUCCCUAUUACCAAUAUAUCUGAUGCUAGCAUAGGUCGUUAUAGCUGCUGUUACCACCCUGACUGGAUCAGCCCUAUCAAGAUACAGCCUAGCAACACUCUGGAACUCAUAGUCACGGGUUUACUUCCUAAGCCCAGCCUGUUAGUUCAACCUGGUCCCAUGGUAGCCCCUGGAGAAAAUGUGACUCUUCAAUGUCAAGGGGAACUUCCAGAUUCAACAUUUGUCCUUUUGAAAGAGGGGACUCAACAGCCUUUAGAGCAACAGAGGCCAAGUGGGUACAGAGCUGACUUCUGGAUGCCAGUGGUGAGGGAUCAGGAUUCUGGUGUCUACAGCUGUGUUUAUUAUCUGGAUUCUGCUCCCCUUGUGGCUUCGAAUCACAGCAACCCCCUAGAGAUCUGGGUGACUGACAAGCCCCCUAAACCUUAUCUGUCAGCCUGGCCCAGCACUGUCUUCAAACUAGGGAAGGACAUCACCCUUCAGUGCCGAGGACCCCUACCAGGAGUUGAAUUUGUGCUGGAACAUGAUGGAGAAGAAGCACCCCAGCAGUUCUCAGAGGAUGGAGACUUUGUCAUCAACAAUGUGGAAGGGAAAGGCAUUGGAAACUACAGCUGCAGCUACCGUCUGCAGGCCUACCCUGACAUCUGGUCAGAGCCCAGUGAUGCCCUGGAGCUAGUUGGAGCAGCAGGGCCUGUUGCUCAAGAGUGCACUGUAGGUAACAUUGUCCGAAGUACCCUGAUUGUGGUGGUGGUGGUAGCCUUGGGGAUAGUGCUAGCCGUAGAGUGGAAGAAGUGGCCUCGCCUUCGGACUAGGGGCUCUGAGACAGAUGGAAGAGACCAGACCAUAGUCCUUGAAGAGUGUAACCAAGAAGGAGAACCAGAAACCACCACCAAUUCUCCUUCAUCUGCCUCUCAGAGAAUCUCAGCGGAACUGACAGUCCCAAUAUAAUUAUCCUCUCCUUUACAAGAGGUUUCCUCACCUAUCUUUUGCUUGCAGAGGCCUGGAAAUCCAACUUGCUUACCCUAGAAUUCAGCAGCAUUUACUGCUUUUUGAGUCUAGCCACCUGAGUUGGGUCAAGAGGAUUCUUGGAGUGGCAAGCUCUACUAGGUCAAGCUGUUUCCCUUACCCCUGUAACUCCUCACCAUACUGAUUUACUGGUGCAUGAAAUUCUAUUAAAAUGUAUUCUUCUGAAUAAAGAGAGUAUUCACUAUUUAACUGCAAA